Symbiodinium natans is the source of this 3609-nucleotide messenger RNA. NCBI's taxonomy places the organism in Eukaryota, Dinophyceae, Suessiales, Symbiodiniaceae. The record is from the annotation of a GenBank genome assembly.
AUGUACAUCAAGCAGGUCAUCAUCCGUGGCUUCAAGACCUACAAGGAACAGACGACGCUGGACGAGGACUUCUCCUCCGGCACCAACGUGGUCGUCGGUUUCAACGGUUCUGGGAAGUCCAACUUCUUCCAAGCCAUCCUCUUCGUUCUGUCCGACCAGUUCAGCUCCCUGCGCGCGGAGACCCGGAAGGCGCUUCUACACGAGGGCGCCGGGCAGGCGGUGCUGACGGCUUACGUGGAGGUGGUCUUGGACAAUUCCGACCGCCGCAUCCCCUUGGAAACCGACUCCGUGUCCAUCCGGCGCCUCAUCGGCGUGAAGAAGGACGACUGGCUGCUUGAAGGGAAGCACGCAACCAAGGCGGAGAUCUUCGGACUUUUGGAGGGCGCCGGCUUUGCGAAGACCAGCCCCUACUACAUCGUGCAGCAGGGAAAGGUCAGUGAGCUGACGAUGAUGACGGACGCCCAGCGCCUGGGCCUUCUGAAGAGCAUCUCCGGCGCGGGCGUGUGGGCCGAGAGGCGCGGGGAGUCUGUGAAGAUCAUGGAGGACACCUCCACCCGGAAGAUGCGAAUCGAGGGCUUGAUCUCGGACAUCGAGCAGAAGCUGCAGAACCUUGAGGAGGAGCAGCGGGAGCUGCGCGAGUGCGAAAGGUUAGAAGCUCGCCGCCGCACCCUGGAGUAUGCCCUGGCCGAUCGGGAGUGGCGCUCCGCGCAGCAGCGUAUCGAAGUCUUGGAGGACAAGCGGUUCACCGCCUCCAAGGAUCUCCGGGAUCUUCAGGGCAAGGUCGCCGAUGUUCGGCAGCGGGCCGCACAGGCCGAGGCGGAUGCAGAGAAGCUCGAGGAGCAGAGAAGGCUGGCGACCGAGGCCCUGGCAAACCUCGAGACUGAGCGUGAUCGGAGGUUUGAGGCUCUCACCAAGGCCGGCCUGGCUGCUGAGGAGGAGAGUCGGCAGCGCAAGGAGGGCGAGGCACGAAACGAUCAGAAGCUAGCCGACUUGGCCGCGGCACGGCAAAUGGUCCAGGAAGCCGCUGAAGCGGUACAGAAAGAGCAACCGGAGGUCCAAGCGGCCGAGGCAGCAUUCCGGGAGCUGGAGCAGCAGCGGCAGGUGGCUGCAGCUGAGCGAGAGCAGCUGCUGGCAAAGCAAGGCCGGCGGCAGCAGUUCAGCAGCGUCGAGGAGAGAAACCGGGCCCUGGAUCAAGAGCUGGCAGCACGAGGGCAAAAGCUGGACGAGGCCCGACGCAAGAUCGAUGUUUGCAACGAGCGCGAGCGCAAGAGGGAGGAGGCCCAGAAGAAGGCCACAGAAGUGGCGGGCACAGGUCGGGCGGAGCUGGCCGGCAAGGAGACGCAGCUCAAAGAUUUGGGCCAGGAGGUGAGGAGCCUUGGAAGCCGACUGGACAAGCAUGCAGAGGACCUGCGCCUCCUUCACCAGGAUCGCAACAAAGCCCUGCGGGACUUGGACACACUGCGCAAGGAGGUCACGACUUGCCGGAACCGGCUGGAUGGGACCAUGCCCAGAUCAAACCGGCAAGCCGUCUCAGCUGUGCUGCGCUGGGCUGCGGAACAGGGCAUGCAGGACCGCAUCAAGGGAACCGUCUUAUCCCACAUCGAGGUUGCUCCGACCUUCCGCGCAGCAGUGGAAACCUUUGCCGGCACCGCCCUUUUCAACGUCCUCGCCAUGGAUGACGAUGCUGCGGCUCAGGCGGUGAAGCAUGUGAGGGUGCGGCGUUUGGGUGCCGUUGUGGUGACGCCGUUGAGCCAGCUCACCGCCAAGACCCACAAGUUUCCGGUCAUGGACGGUGUGAAGCCUCUGGUCGACGUGGUGAAGUGCCCAGAGUGGGUCCGGCCGGCCGUGCAGCAGAUCUUUGGUAGGGCAGUGGUCUGCUCAAGUAUGGAGCUGUGUGAGGAAGUCGCCCGGCACCACGGCAUCGACGCGAUCUCACUGGAUGGGGACAGGGUGGGCCGCAAGGGCGUCAUCACCGGGGGCUUCCAGGAUCCCCAGCGCUUUGUGCGCCUCAACCUCUCCGAGGCGAUCCGGGUGGCCGAGCAGAAGCUCCAUCAAGCAGAGAGGAAGAUGCCCGACUUCGACGCCCAGAUCGAGACCGUCACCGAAGGGCAGAAUGCCCUGCACAUGGAACGAGACGGCAAGCACCAGCAGCGCGAGAAGCUCCGGGCGGAGAUGCAGCGCUUGGUCGAGGAGGUGAAGACGGCCGAGGAGACGCUGGCGCGCUGCAGCCGCGAGGUGACGGAGCUAAGGGAGUGGCGGCACCGAAUGGAGGUGCUCAUCCGCGAGGGCGAGGCCUCCAUGGCCCUGAAGCGCGCCGAGCGGGCCUCCAGGUCCCUCAACGGCCUCACGGCGGCGGAGGAGCGGCGGCUGCAGGCGCUGACCGAGCAAAUCCAGGAGCUGCAGGGCCAGGAGCUCCAGGCGCAGGAGGCGCUGAAGGUGCUGGAGGCGAGCCUGGAGGAGAAGCAAGCGCAGCUGGAGAGCUCCCUGAGGCCCCGGCUGCACUUGCUGGAGCUGGAGGUCGCCAGCACCUCGCAGGAGGAGACGGCCGAGCGGGCGGAAGAGGCGGUGCAAAUCCAGGGCCGCAUGCAGAAGGAGCACAGCGAGGCCCUGAGCCGCUUGGCCAAGGAGAGCGAGGAGCUGAGGCGCCUCGGGGAGCGCUGCGGGGAGUGCCAGAAGCACCGGGAGGAGCUGGCGGCGGAGGAGCAGCGCAGCGCGGACCAGGCCGCCCAGGCCUCCGUGCGCCUGGACCAGAUCCUUGCGGAGCAGGCGGCUCAAAGCAACAAGAAGGCCGAGGUGGACACAAAGCUCCAGGGCCUUGCUGCAGCACCAGCCGAGGUGGAACAAUGCCGUCAGCUUGCCAAGGGCGAGCUGGUGCAGGAGCUCUCGGAGGCCGCCCGGAGGUUGCAGGGCUUCCAGCACGUGAACCGCAAGGCUGUGGAGCAGUUCGAGAACUUCUCAGAGCAGCUCAAGGACCUGCGCGAUCGCAAGCAGGAUGUCGAGAAAGGAGAGGCUUCCAUUGCGGAGGCUAUCCAACAGAUCGAUGCACAGAAGGAAGAGUCCGUGCACCAGACACUCCGCAAAGUGAACAGCAACUUCCAGCAGGUCUUCAGCGAGAUGGUCCCAGGAGGUGUGGGCCAGCUGCACGUGACGCGCCAGGGCCAGGGUGAGACGCAGGAGAGUGAGCCAGGUCUGGGAGACAUGCUGGGUGUGCGCAUCGAGGUGUCCUUCACCGGGCAGGCGCAGUCCUUCCUGUCCAUGCACCAGCUUUCCGGAGGCCAGAAGACCGUGGUGGCCUUGAGCUUGGUUUUUGCCAUCCAACGCCUGGAGCCUGCUCCCUUCUACUUGCUGGACGAGGUCGACGCGGCCCUGGACGCCUCUUACCGCACGGCCUUGGCGAACCUCAUCGCGCGCACCGCCAAGACCUCCCAGGUGAUUAUGACCACCUUCCGCCCCGAGACGCUGGAGAAAGCCGACCGCUGCUACCGGGUCUACCAACGGAACCGCGCCAGCCGGAUCGAUGCCGUGAGCCGCGAAGUGGCCGCCGACCUGCUGCGUGAGCAAGACCGCUUGGCCCAGGCUGAAGCCGAAGAAGCACUCCGCGAAGCCUGA